AAAAUUGUGAGUAUUUUUGCUAAAUAUUGCUUUUCCUACUAAUUUAAUUGCAAUGAAAAUUAAAAGAAAAAGUUCUUAAAGAAUCCCUGCAUCGAGUAAUGUAGAAAUCUCACGAUAACAGUUCAUAGUUUACUGAGAAAUUCAAAAAAUCCAGAAAGAUGCUGUCCAGAAACGUCCUGGCUCUGGCAAAGGAUGCCGCUAUGAUUCAAAUGGUGCGUCAGGCCAGUUCGGGUCACGGGGUUGCCUCGAAGAUUGGCAAAAGGGAAGUGGUUGGGUAUGGCUGGAGUGGAGAGCCAGUGUACUACGAUCGCGUGGAUUAUCCAAUGCCAGCCAUCCGGUACAAGGAACCCACCCCUGAGAUCCUGGCCCUGCGCGAGAAGGAGAAGGGAGACUGGAAGAAAUUGAGUAUUGAUGAGAAGAAAGCUCUCUACAGGGCUUCCUUCUGCCAGACUUUCGCCGAAUUCAAGCAUCCCACGGGAGAAUGGAAGGGCUGCAUCGGCUGGACACUCGUCGGAGUCUCCAUCGCUGUCAUCUUCUCGCUCUGGAUGAAUGCUUUCGUCUACGAUGUAAUGCCAGACAGUUUCAGCGAGGAAAACCAAAAGGCUCAGCUGAAGAGAAUGUUGGACCUGGAGGUGAAUCCAAUCCAUGGUUUAGCUUCCAAGUGGGACUACGAGAACAAGAGAUGGAAGUAGAGAAAAAAUUGGCGGUAAUAGUCAAAGAAUUUGUCUUUCAUAACCAAUAUUUAAAGAAAAAAAUGAAUUUGUUCAGCGAUAGAAUUGUUUUGUGGUGGAGUGAUUGAUUUCUCAGGGAAGGCAAUAUACUUUCCCGGGAAGUAGAAGAAGCCACAAUUCAUCCAUCUGUAGUUGUGAGAUAUGAAAGAAAUAAAUGAGAAAAUAAAUGUGAAACUGAAAGAGAAAAAUAAUAAAAAAAAAUGGUCUCAAAGUCGAAAGAGAAAAA
Molecule: messenger RNA, 957 nt
Organism: Phlebotomus papatasi
Lineage: Eukaryota; Metazoa; Arthropoda; Insecta; Diptera; Psychodidae
Product: cytochrome c oxidase subunit 4 isoform 1, mitochondrial-like
Exons: 3
Coding region: 159-692 (177 amino acids)
Biological process (GO): mitochondrial electron transport, cytochrome c to oxygen
Source: RefSeq, a predicted model, not a curated record